UCCCGUCGCAUCGCCUUCGUUGUGGAGUGUUACAGAACUGUAUUACGAAUCAAGUCUGUCGUAGUUGCGACGCGCUAAGCGGGCCCUAUAGACACCUGAUCCGCCGUUCAGCACGUUUCCUCGGUCAUUCAGUUUCGCUUCUCUGGAUCCUGUGACGAAGCCAGAAAGCCAGCCGCGACUGACGCCGUCUCUCCCGCGAUUUCCUAAACCAAAUCCAGCAACUCGUGCACCAUAGCUCGCGCCGCCUGUCAAAUGCCAUCCGCCUCUCAAAUGCCACGUGUCUUCCCGACGCCACCCGCCUCUCAAAUGCCACGUGUCUUCCAGACGCCACCCGCUCUCAAAUGCCACGUGUCUUCCAGACGCCACCCGCCUCUUGCGUCGCAUCGCCCCGUGUUAGGACCCUAGGUACUCCUCUCGACGAACCGGCCCGUGUUUUCUAGUUUCGCGGCGCCUCGAAGCUGUACGUCCCGUAUCAGGACCUUACUAGGUACCCCUCACUACGGACCCCGUGUUUUCUUGUCUUCAACCGUUUUGGUGUGCGCAUCGAGCUCGUAGAAGCAUCCACUCCUGCAGCCGCGGUGCGUUCGACUAGCUAGCUUUCGAUUCGACUCUCAGCCGCGCUACAUGCGGGGAGCGACGACGGACCCCGAGCAUCCUUGAACCCGUUUGGUGUGCGAAUCCGACUCUUAGAAGCAUCUACCACAGUAGCUAGGUUUCAAAUCGGCUCUCAGCCGCGGUAACAUGCGGGGAGCGAGGACGAGCUUUUGAGUCGACUCAAUAGCGAACUCCGAGCUUCGUUGAACCCGUUUGGUGUACGAAUCCGACUCUUAAUACCCAUUAUCCCCAGUAGCUAGGUUUCGACCCUAAGCCGCAGGAUCAUGCGGGGAGCGACGAUGGCAGCGCGGACAAUGCCAAGCGGAAAGAGAAUGCCGAGAGCGAGCGGCAACGGACAGUUUGACGGAUGGCCAGACGGACGGCUACACCGACGGCCAACCGGACGGCUAACCGGAUGGCUAAACGGAUGGCGACAGUUAACAAUGGCGGCCUGCUGGUGAUGGCUGCAUGCGGAAUGAUGGCGCUGCAGGCUGGGUCUGUUAUCAUCCCCGUGCACUCGACGCAGACGACCGCAAUGCAAUCGAUAGCUACCACGUGGCCCUCCGCAACGGUCUCGUGGGUGGCGGGGGGAGAACUGUAGCACGUGGGGUGGGGUGGUGUGCGACGACGACGGCUACGUCACGCAGCUCGACCUGAGCGGGCUCGAUCUGGAGGGGACGAUUCCGUCCGAUGCCAUCUCCACGCUCGUCACGCUGCAAGAGCUCAAGUUGCACGACAAUUCCAUCGAGGAUGAUUUGCCAGUCAAGUUCAGUGCGCUUACCGCGCUCUCCUUCCUAUCUCUGGGCCGCAACGACAUCGCUGGGUUCAUCCCCCCGGGCUACUCCGCGCUCUCGAAGCUCAACUACCUUCUCCUGAGCGACAACCGCAUCACGGACCAAGUGCCCUCGGACCUCAGCACUCUCACCGACCUCGAGGCUCUCGACCUGAGCAAGAACCGUCUGUCUGGCAGCAUUCCAGCCGAAGUCGUCGCUCUCCCCAACCUCAUCUACUUCGACAUUUCAAACAAUGAGCUCUCAGGCCCCGCGCCGACGGGUUUUGCAAGCACCUCCUUCCAAGCAACUGCCGAGGCCACCUACAACAUCGAGAGAAACUAUUUCAACGGGUCGGCCAAUGCUAACAUCACAGCGGGCAACGGAACGAUUUCUUUCUGCCCGAACAAACUCCAGGGAGGGUUCGCACAAGCCGCCCUUCUGCCCUACAGCCCAUCUCUCUAUGGGUCCGUGCGAGGAAACUGCAUGGUAACUUCCACCAAGGGGGCAUGCACGUCAGACAAGCAGCGGAAGACGAAUGAUUGUUUGGCGUUUUGUGGUGCGGGCAUGGCAGGAGGGCCGUGCGGAGGGCACGGGCGGUGUUAUUUGUCUGGACCUUCACGCAUCCCGACAUGCGAAUGCGAGAAGGAUUAUUUCGUGUAUUUUGCAAUUCAGAGUGGGAUCCGAUACCCCUCGUGCAGCAACUCAACCAUGGCUAACCCGCCACCGUCACCCCCUCCGCCCCCACCAGAAGACCCCGACCGUCGCAAGCCAGGUCUCAAGGACACGGAUUACCAGGCUGUACCAACCAAGCCGCUCACCAACUUCAACAAGUACUUCCGCCACGUCAGCAUGGGAUACACCGGCACAGCCACCAAGCCCUCGUGGACGUACAAGACGGCGGUGGACUGGCGCAUGCAGGUGGUCAACAAGCAGAACAGGACUGUUGUGGGACCCACCGUCGACCAGGGCACGUGCGUCGACUCAAAAGGCACGUGCGGUGAGUCAUUGAGUCAACUACGUAAAGCAGGAAGCACCCGGCGCCCGCUCAUGGGCAUACAAGGCACGGCUGGUGGCUGGCAGCUAUCGAGUUGGCCCAUGCGAUAGCCUACGGGCCGAACCAGCCCAAAAUCUCUGGUCGAACCAGCCCAAAAUCUCUGGUGGAACCAGCCCAAAAUCUCCGGUCGAAGCAGCCCAAAAUCUCCGGUCGAAGCAGCCCAAAAUCUCCGGUCGAAGCAGCCCAAAAUCUCCGGUCGAAGCAGCCCAAAAUCUCCGGUCGAAGCAGCCCAAAAUCUCCGGUCGAAGCAGCCCUAAAUCUCCGGUCGAAGCAGCCCUAAAUCUCAGGUCGAAGCAGCCCGAAAUCUCCGGUCGAAGCAGCCCAAAAUCUCCGGUCGAAGCAGCCCAAAAUCUCUGGUCGAAGCAGCCCGAAAUCUCCGGUCGAAGCAGCCCGAAAUCUCCGGUCGAAGCAGCCCAAAAUCUCCGGUCGAAGCAGCCCAAAAUCUCCGGUCGAAGCAGCCCAAAAUCUCCGCCCAAAAUCUCCGGUCGAAGCAGCCCAAAAUCUCUGGUCGAAGCAGCCCGAAAUCUCCGGUCGAAGCAGCCCAAAAUCUCUGGUGGAACCAGCCCAAAAUCUCUGGUCGAAGCAGCCCGAAAUCUCCGGUCGAAGCAGCCCAAAAUCUCUGGUGGAACCAGCCCAAAAUCUCUGGUCGAAGCAGCCCAAAAUCUCUGGUGGAACCAGCCCAAAAUCUCCGGUCGAAGCAGCCCAAAAUCUCCGGUCGAAGCAGCCCAAAAUCUCCGGUCGAAGCAACCCAAAAUCUCCGGUCGAAGCAGCCCAAAAUCUCCGGUCGAAGCAGCCCAAAAUCUCCGGUCGAAGCAGCCCAAAAUCUCCGGUCGAAGCAGCCCAAAAUCUCCGGUCAAAGCAGCCCAAAAUCUCCGGUCGAAGCAGCCCAAAAUCUCCGGUCGAAGCAGCCCGAAAUCUCCGGUCGAAGCAGCCCUAAAUCUCCGGUCGAAGCAGCCCAAAAUCUCUGGUCGAAGCAGCCCAAAAUCUCUGGUGGAACCAGCCCAAAAUCUCUGGUCGAAGCAGCCCGAAAUCUCCGGUCGAAGCAGCCCAAAAUCUCUGGUGGAACCAGCCCAAAAUCUCCGGUCGAAGCAGCCCAAAAUCUCCGGUCGAAGCAGCCCAAAAUCUCUGGUGGAACCAGCCCAAAAUCUCUGGUCGAAGCAGCCCGAAAUCUCCGGUCGAAGCAGCCCAAAAUCUCUGGUGGAACCAGCCCAAAAUCUCCGGUCGAAGCAGCCCAAAAUCUCCGGUCGAAGCAGCCCAAAAUCUCCGGUCGAAGCAGCCCAAAAUCUCCGGUCGAAGCAGCCCAAAAUCUCCGGUCGAAGCAGCCCAAAAUCUCCGGUCGAAGCAGCCCAAAAUCUCCGGUCGAAGCAGCCCUAAAUCUCCGGUCGAAGCAGCCCUAAAUCUCCGGUCGAAGCAGCCCAAAAUCUCCGGUCGAAGCAGCCCAAAAUCUCCGCCCAAAAUCUCUGGUGGAACCAGCCCAAAAUCUCUGGUCGAAGCAGCCCAAAAUCUCUGGUGGAACCAGCCCAAAAUCUCCGGUCGAAGCAGCCCAAAAUCUCCGGUCGAAGCAGCCCAAAAUCUCCGCCCUAAAUCUCCGGUCGAAGCAGCCCAAAAUCUCCGGUCGAAGCAGCCCAAAAUCUCUGGUCGAAGCAGCCCAAAAUCUCCGGUCGAAGCAGCCCAAAAUCUCCGGUCGAAGCAGCCCAAAAUCUCCGGUCGAAGCAGCCCAAAAUCUCCGGUCGAAGCAGCCCAAAAUCUCUGGUCGAAGCAGCCCAAAAUCUCUGGUCGAAGCAGCCCAAAAUCUCCGGUCGAAGCAGCCCAAAAUCUCCGGUCGAAGCAGCCCAAAAUCUCUGGUGGAACCAGCCCAAAAUCUCUGGUCGAAGCAGCCCGAAAUCUCCGGUCGAAGCAGCCCAAAAUCUCUGGUGGAACCAGCCCAAAAUCUCUGGUCGAAGCAGCCCAAAAUCUCUGGUGGAACCAGCCCAAAAUCUCCGGUCGAAGCAGCCCAAAAUCUCCGGUCGAAGCAGCCCAAAAUCUCCGGUCGAAGCAGCCCUAAAUCUCCGGUCGAAGCAGCCCUAAAUCUCCGGUCGAAGCAGCCCUAAAUCUCCGGUCGAAGCAGCCCUAAAUCUCCGGUCGAAGCAGCCCUAAAUCUCCGGUCGAAGCAGCCCAAAAUCUCCGGUCGAAGCAGCCCGAAAUCUCCGGUCGAAGCAGCCCAAAAUCUCCGGUCGAAGCAGCCCAAAAUCUCCGGUCGAAGCAGCCCAAAAUCUCCGCCCAAAAUCUCCGGUCGAAGCAGCCCAAAAUCUCCGGUCGAAGCAGCCCUAAAUCUCCGGUCGAAGCAGCCCAAAAUCUCCGGUCGAAGCAGCCCUAAAUCUCCGGUCGAAGCAGCCCAAAAUCUCCGCCCAAAAUCUCCGGUCGAAGCAGCCCUAAAUCUCCGGUCGAAGCAGCCCAAAAUCUCCGGUCGAAGCAGCCCAAAAUCUCUGGUCGAAGCAGCCCAAAAUCUCCGGUCGAAGCAGCCCAAAAUCUCUGGUGGAACCAGCCCAAAAUCUCUGGUCGAAGCAGCCCAAAAUCUCUGGUGGAACCAGCCCAAAAUCUCCGGUCGAAGCAGCCCAAAAUCUCCGGUCGAAGCAGCCCAAAAUCUCCGCCCAAAAUCUCCGGUCGAAGCAGCCCAAAAUCUCCGGUCGAAGCAGCCCAAAAUCUCUGGUCGAAGCAGCCCAAAAUCUCCGGUCGAAGCAGCCCUAAAUCUCCGGUCGAAGCAGCCCAAAAUCUCCGGUCGAAGCAGCCCAAAAUCUCUGGUCGAAGCAGCCCAAAAUCUCCGGUCGAAGCAGCCCAAAAUCUCUGGUGGAACCAGCCCAAAAUCUCUGGUCGAAGCAGCCCAAAAUCUCUGGUGGAACCAGCCCAAAAUCUCCGGUCGAAGCAGCCCAAAAUCUCCGGUCGAAGCAGCCCAAAAUCUCCGGUCGAAGCAGCCCUAAAUCUCC
Closterium sp. NIES-67 is the source of this 5384-nucleotide messenger RNA. The record is from the annotation of a GenBank genome assembly. Lineage: Eukaryota; Viridiplantae; Streptophyta; Zygnematophyceae; Desmidiales; Closteriaceae.